Molecule: messenger RNA, 794 nt
Organism: Ceratina calcarata
Lineage: Eukaryota; Metazoa; Arthropoda; Insecta; Hymenoptera; Apidae
Gene: mRpL27
Product: mitochondrial ribosomal protein L27
Exons: 5
Coding region: 290-739 (149 amino acids)
Biological process (GO): translation
Cellular component (GO): mitochondrial large ribosomal subunit; ribosome
Molecular function (GO): structural constituent of ribosome
Source: RefSeq, a predicted model, not a curated record
CAUGGACAGGCUGAGUUAGGUAUAGGAGACCGGACUCCUUCGGUGUUGCCAUUUUACUCUUAGCAUGUCUAGGUAUUAAAGAAGGCUGUGCAUACACCCAUCAAGUACUAAUCCCCAUUACUGGCGUGAGGGAUUUUUCAUAACGUUCAUAACAGCCCUGCCCAUGAUGCACACCAUCUGAAGUCAGAUUUGACUAGUCGCCGGUCAAAAAACGGUCACUUUAGGCCCGCAGAAUAGCAAAGCUUGAGUCGCAGGUCCUAAAGUCCUAAGAGCUAUACAAAUCGAAGAUAUGGCGUACAAUAUUUUAAGUCAUGUUUCAAGCGGCACAUUUUCAAAAUUUCUCGUAAACAACGCAUGUACCAGCAAUUUGGUAUGCGUGAGAUAUGCGUCAAAGAAGGCCAGCAGCAGUACAAGAAACAAACCUGAUAAUCGAAGGCCAAAACACAGAGGAUGCCAAGUACAUGAUGGACAUUAUGUUCAAGACAGUACGAUGUUAGUCAAGCAACUCAAUCUUAGGUUCCAUCCAGGAUUAUACGUCGGCAUUGGCAGAAAUUGCACACUGUAUGCCAUGGAACCAGGGAAGGUGGUCAUUACUUGUGAAAAGAUCAAUCCGAACAUGAAAUUAUGGUGGUGUCGAGUGAAUUACGGAGGUAGAGAAAAUAGUGUUAUAUAUAAAAAGCAUUUUAAUGUCAUCCCUAAUCCACAAGACAAUAAGUUCAUCCUGGUCGACACAGUUUGAAUGUACAGGUGAUGUUCAUCUGCGAUAGAAAAUAAAUCUGACCGUAUCGAACGUU